CGCCGGUCCCACCCCCGGCGGUCUGGCGCCUCCCUCCCUCCCCGCCGCGGUGACUCACGGAGCGGGAGGCGGAGGCUGAGGUGGCCGCUCCCGCUGCUGCUGCUGCUGCUCCUGCUGCUGCUGCCGCCGCCGCGGCUGUUUGGGGUGAUCGCGCCCCGGAACAGGCCGCCGCGCGCCGUGCACGGACCUGCAGCCCCCGCCGGCCCGGCCGGGUCGGGCGGCCCAGGGCCGCACCUUCCUAUUUCUUCCCGCCACAGCCUGCCUGUCACAGUUGAGCACCUGUUUGCCUGAAGUUAAUUUCCAGAAGCAGGGGCAAAACGAAAGACAAGUGUUGGGACCCACGGGGCAAACGUGGCUUGUGCAUCUGAAGGACCCCCUGCUGUCUGGCCCAGCCUGAGAUUACUCAGUGUUUUCCAAGCAGAUCCAGGAACACCGUGGGAGUCCCAGAGCUGGCCGGGGAUGAACCGUGAGGGGGCUCCCGGCAAGAGUCCGGAGGAGAUGUACAUCCAGCAGAAGGUCCGGGUGCUGCUCAUGCUGAGGAAGAUGGGAUCAAACCUGACGGCCAGCGAGGAGGAGUUCCUGCGCACCUACGCGGGGGUCGUCAACAGCCAGCUCAGCCAGCUGCCGCAGCACUCCAUCGACCAGGGCGCAGAGGACGUGGUGAUGGCGUUUUCCAGGUCGGAGACAGAGGACCGAAGGCAGUAGCGACGAACACCUUGGAACACCCUGAAAGCUGGCAAGGGCCAAGAGAUCUGUGUGGACCUCGUCCGGCUGAGUGGCAGCAAGCAGGUCACCUUCCCCACCCUCAGCACCCCACCCACCUCGCCCCACGGCCACUCAGCAGGGCCGCAUCGAGGGGAAACUCCAGCGGUGCGGUUCUGAUUGGCUUAAAGGGGCGGACUCAUGAUUGGCUGCAGGAAGAAACCUUUUUAUUUUUAAAUCUUGACCAACGGAAACCCUUUAUUUUUAUUUCUGACUCUGUCUUUUUUUUUUAAAUUUGCGCUUCGGUAUAUGGCUUCCCAGGAAGCUCUCCGAGCUCUGGUGCUUUUUUGGGGUCACUUUUUAGGAACGUGAAGAUGUCCGAUUGGCUGGCUGAUGGGAAACGGUUUUUUCUUUGAUUGGCUGCAGGUGUUCUGCUGAUAGCACCAGCUUCUCUCUUUUGAACGCUGAAAACAGGGUUUGGGACAUUGGUUGUUAUAUUUGACUUGAAAAAAAAAAGAAACCAAGUGCGCUUUGCAAUAUUUAUUACACAGAGCUUGCUGCUUUUACAUGUUUUGUUUGUGUUUGCAUUUGAUUGGCUCUUGCUAUGUGUGUUCGGUUUCCCAUCGGCUCGCCCGUGACUCCCCGUUGCCAUGGCCUCCCCUGACUCCGCCGCCUGCAGUCCCACUGCAGCCGGUCCGCCUGGAGGGUGCAUUGGCUUUAGUGACUGCACCGGGCUCCGCCAGCAAGGGGACCUUGAGGACCCUAAGCAGGAUCCUCAGCUGGAAAAUGGGGCCCCCAAGGAGAUUUGUGUUGUCCUGAAGGGGCAUCCCAGAGCUCAGAGGUGACCGAUCGUUAGCCAGGGUUUGUGCGCCUCACGCCCAGGAGCUGUAGCCAGCCAGCUUCCCCGGACGGGAGGGAACUCCUGGCCCGCCUGCCUGCGCUAAGCAGAGGCGCGGCGCUGGGCCGCUCUGCCCUGUCGCCACUCCCUGUGUCCCACUGCCCGAGGCCUCAUCCGGGGGCUCCUCCCGUAGAGGACAGGAGCUGCGCCCCCAGCUAUGACCCUCCAUGAUGUAGCACAGGUCACUCUCUGCCCAGGGGACCGGAACCCACACAAAGACCCCAGCUCGGCUCACAAAUCCUGAGAGUCCUUUGACUCCAAACACGCCUCCCCUCCCGCAGUGAGGCUCCUGAGGUGUCUGCCACUGGGACCCAGAACCUGGCCAGCACCCAGCGGGGUUCUCUCCUCCGGGCCUGGGCCUCUCACUGCCCUGCCUCCCGAAGGCUCCCUCCAUGUCGGCCUGGAAGGAGCAGCGACAGUGUUCAUUUACGAAGCGCUUCACCGAGCAAGGCCCACAGGCAGGCCCUCCACCUGCUGCCGAGCCCUUGUCUCUGAGUGGCUGCUGGCACCCCAACUCUU
This is a messenger RNA of Pteronotus mesoamericanus, 2119 nucleotides long. RefSeq names its product catenin beta interacting protein 1 (gene CTNNBIP1). Bases 460 to 705 code for a protein of 81 amino acids. The transcript has 6 exons. Gene Ontology annotation, molecular function: beta-catenin binding. Gene Ontology annotation, biological process: negative regulation of Wnt signaling pathway. Gene Ontology annotation, cellular component: beta-catenin destruction complex; nucleus; cytosol. Lineage: Eukaryota; Metazoa; Chordata; Mammalia; Chiroptera; Mormoopidae. The record is from RefSeq and is a predicted model, not a curated record.